CCUCGAAUGCACCACUAGCGCUCCACAGAUGGAGGCUGGGCUAGCGGCUGCUUGGCGACCAGCUGCUCGGUGACUGCUCCCCCGGCGAGGGGUGGUCGGGGUUGUCGGGGUUGGGCUCCGAGCUUUUCGGCGUCAACGGGUGAGGCGUCGCCCCGGUCCCAGCUCGAAUGUGACCCGGGGUGGGACGUCAUUACAUCGUCGCCUCGGCGAGCGUGAGGCUAGGCUAACAGCAGGUGGCUAGCUCAGCUGUUUAUAAUUAGUGUCACCGUUUAUCGUGUAAUCUCAAUUUCCUCGUAUUAGCACAAAAUUGUUUUAAAAAAAAGCCAUAGUUCGCUUUAAAUCAGUUAAAAAAAAGAAAAAGCAAACAGCGAUGUUGGCAAUUAAGUGACUGUUUGCUACACUGAUGCGAGCACUGCGCAUAAUGAGCGAUUAUUAUGGGAUGGCUCAGCCUGGUCUCCACUGGCAAGUUUACGGCGAGGACGGGCAGGGCGACCGGAUGUCCUCUCCCUCUCCACUUCCGUCCCCGGAGUUGCUGGAGGAGGACGCUUCCGGAAGCGUCCCUCCGCCGGAUUCCACUCGCGGCACGGCGGCGGAGAGCGACUCGUGCGCCCAAGCGGACGAGCCCGUCUCCGGGGAGUCGGAGACGAAUGGCCCCCGCGCGGACCCGCAGCCUCCUCCCGGCAACAACCCGAGCCAGGACGGGGUCAAGCCCGCGAAGAAGAGGAGGCCGAUCAGGGUGGACACGUCCAAAGCCAAAACCUCACUGGAGGCGGUGAAAAUCAGCAUCAAGCAGCUCAAGUGGAAAGAGUUCCCGCUGGGGCGACGAGCGCCAUGCGACAUCUACUGGCACGGCGUUUCCUUCCACGACAAUGACAACAUUGUGUCAGGCCAGGUGAACAAGUUCCCAGGAAUGGUGGAAAUGUCGCGUAAGAUCAACCUGAGCCGAUCAGUGAGGAAUAUGCAAGAGCUGUUCCCCGAGGAGUACGACUUCUACCCGCAGUCCUGGAUCCUUCCUGAGGAGUACCAGCAGUUCUCCACGCAGCUCCUCAUGGCGAAGGAGAGCGGCGACGCGGUCCACCCCACCUUCAUCGUCAAGCCCGACAGCGGUUCCCAGGGCGAGGGCAUCUACCUCAUCCGCGACCUCGCCGAGCUGCGGCUGACGGAGGGCCCUCAGGCCAAGCAGGUGGUGGUGCAGGAGUACAUCCACAAGCCGCUGCUCGUCGACAAGCUCAAGUUCGACAUCCGCCUCUACGUGCUACUCAAGUCGCUGGAGCCGCUGGAGAUCUACAUCGCCAAGGAGGGUCUUACACGCUUUUGCACUGAGCCUUACCAGGAGCCGAGCCAAAAGAACCUGGGCCAGGUCUUCAUGCACCUGACCAACUACUCCCUCAACGUCCACAGCGACAACUUCAUCCACUCGGACAGUCAGAGCACGGGCAGCAAGCGAACGCUCUCCAGCGUGCUGCACCGGCUGGCCGACAAGGGGGUGGACACCAAGCGCGUGUGGUCGGACAUCAUCGCUCUGGUCAUCAAGACCGUCAUCGCCGUGGUGCCUGAGUUGAAAGUCUACUAUCAGGCCGACAUCCCGCCUGGGAAGCCUGGACCUACAUGCUUCCAGAUCUUAGGUUUCGACAUCCUCCUGAUGAAGAACCUGAAGCCCGUCCUGCUGGAGGUCAACUCCAACCCCAGCAUGAGAAUAGAGCACGAGCAGGAGGUGGCGCCGGGAGUCUUCGAGUGUGUUCACAGCCCAGUGGACGAGGAGGUCAAAGUGGGCGUGAUCAGGGACACUUUGCGCCUGGUGGACCCUUGCGGCAGGAAAACAUCUCUUUCACAUUUGAAGGCCGCCGGGGAUGAGGCUCUCGCUGAAAUCCAGGACAGGAAGCAGCAGGAAGGCGGCGCCAUGCCCUCGCCGUGUCUCAAGCAGGUCUACCCAAAGUACAACCGGCAGUUCAAUUACCUGCGACUGGUGGAGAGGAUCGCCGCCCUCUUCAUCCGCUUCCUGGGGGUCAAAGGCAACAUGCGCUUAGGCCCCACCGCCUUCCGGACGUUCAUCAGGAACUGCAAGCUCAGCAGCUGCAACUUCAGCAUGGCGUCCGUGGACAUCCUCUACAUCGACAUCGCACGCCGCUGGUCCGGAGGUUUCCCCGACUAUCGGGAAGCAGGUAUGGGCCUGCAGGCUUUCGUGGAGGCCUUCUUCUACCUGGCGGCGCGCAGGUUCAAGUCCCAGUUGCCGAAGGAUCAGACUCUGUCGCUGCUGGAGCUCUGCGAGGCUCGACUGGAGUCCCAGGCGGGCGUGGAGGAGCGGCGCUCGCUCAGCUGCAGCAGGUCCACGUCCACGUCGCGGGGCGUGAAGAACCCCAGCCCCGCCUACCCCAGGCUGACCUCACCGGCCGCCCCGCGCAGGGCCUCCAGCCAGGACUACCGGCUGCAUCCGAGACGAAAGCCUCGCAUGCUCAGGUCCAACGUGGAGAACUGAGGCGGCGAUGGCGAGCGUUUACAUUCGGUUUGAAGGCGUGAGAAGGUUAGUGCUGGCAUUUUGAACAAUAAUGAAGAAUGUGCUUGCAGAUCCGACAAGGCAGCUUUGCUUACCUUUGCCUGGCAACUCAUAGUGUGGCUGCUUUUACUACUGCUGACCAGGAGAUACACGGUACUAUAUUAUUACUAUUAUUAUUAUUAUUAUUAUGUUUAAUAUUUAAUUGUUGAUCCUGAGGAGACACUUUGCACAGAAAUGCAUGCAAAUUUUCUUUUUUUUUUUAACUCCAUUGAUGAGUUCCAUGAACAUGACAGACGUGUCGCAGGUCGAACACGCACACAAAAUAAUAACAAUAUUUGACUUUGCCAGUCGUCUGUCACUCUACACAACUAAUGAUGUCUGCGUGAUGUAAGAGAUGGUCAUUAAAAUGUGCGGGCAGCCGUCUUCCUUAGAGUAGAUGAAGUUGCUGAGAAGUCAUGUUUGCUAAAUAAAUGAUGAAUUAGCAAAACUG
Molecule: messenger RNA, 2984 nt
Organism: Nerophis ophidion (straightnose pipefish)
Lineage: Eukaryota; Metazoa; Chordata; Actinopteri; Syngnathiformes; Syngnathidae
Gene: ttll11
Product: tubulin tyrosine ligase-like family, member 11
Exons: 10
Coding region: 404-2476 (690 amino acids)
Biological process (GO): microtubule cytoskeleton organization; protein polyglutamylation
Cellular component (GO): cilium
Molecular function (GO): tubulin binding; tubulin-glutamic acid ligase activity
Source: RefSeq, a predicted model, not a curated record